AUGGUCAGAGUGAAAACCUACGUCACAAAACGAAUCACCGAGAUAACAGACAUCAUGAAGAAUGCUGAUAACUGUUUUGACCUUGUUCAACUCCGAGGAUCGGCUGAGGAAGAUUUGAAGGUUUAUCAUCCAGAUGAAUUUGAUUUUGUGCUUUACAAUCAAAAAUGGAAGGAUAAAAUUGUUUUCAACGAAAAACAGAGCCUUCCUGGAUUUGCGUACGCGAUUCGAAAAGGCACAACCUGCCUGGAUAAGUAAGUGUUGUAGUAUAUAAAUAGGUACAAAUAGGAGAACGUCUCUUCUGAUAUGAUUGGCUUAUAUACGACAAUCAAGCAGCCUCUUCCCCUUCUCCAAAAAAUUAAUGGCAUUCGCUAAGUGUGUGCUAAUUCUGGAUGUCACCAGUGCAUUCAUUUACAGAAAUACAUUUAUUUACAUGUGAAAGCUUAUCAUAUAUAUCAUAUUUCUCAAUAGGUAUCAGCUCAAAGAUCCUAAAGGUGCCAUCGAUCCAAUACAAGUAAGAGCUCAUAUGAAAAAUCUCGUGGAAAAAGCUGUGAAGAAACUAAAAAUUAAAACUGAUGUUAUUGAGGUCGGUCCUGCGAUAAACUUUGAAAUACCGUCCAGAGAAGCGGCCUUCCCCAAAAUUGACAUCGAUUUAGUCUUUUACAUCCAGCAAAAAAAUUGGCCAGCUAGUGCUACUACAAAUAUAAGCCCCCAACUUAAGGCUGUAGGGGUAGGACUUGUCCCAAAGGUACUUGAAGCACCAGAUGACACCAGGCUUUGGCAAAUUUCAUUCUCCGCCAUUGAAAUAAAACUUUUCAAAGACAUCGAUGCAGAUGGAGGAAUUCGAAAAAAGUUGCAGAAAAUCAUGAAGUAUUUAAAGCUAGCUACCGAAUGGCCUAAAACCCUAGCCUCUUACCACUUGAAGAACGUUUUAAUGAAGAUGAAUUAUGAUCAUCCGGAGAAAGCUUACUGGACGGAAUCCAAUCUUGUUCCUCGCUUUAGAGAAUUUAUCAAUAAAUUCCUUUCCGCACUCAAAGUAGGAAACUUGCCAAGUUUUUUUGUUCCUACCCGAAAUCUAUUUCGAGGCAAAGAUCUCACGGAGGCCAUCCAGAAAGUCGAAAAAUUGAUAGAAACUAUCAAGACGAACCCCAAUUCUUUAUUCCCACCCCACCUGUAA
Messenger RNA from Paramuricea clavata, 1174 nucleotides. Lineage: Eukaryota; Metazoa; Cnidaria; Anthozoa; Malacalcyonacea; Plexauridae. The record is from the annotation of a GenBank genome assembly.